Messenger RNA from Monodelphis domestica (gray short-tailed opossum), 5088 nucleotides. RefSeq names its product RB transcriptional corepressor like 2 (gene RBL2). Gene Ontology annotation, molecular function: RNA polymerase II transcription regulatory region sequence-specific DNA binding. The record is from RefSeq and is a predicted model, not a curated record. Lineage: Eukaryota; Metazoa; Chordata; Mammalia; Didelphimorphia; Didelphidae. Gene Ontology annotation, cellular component: chromatin; nucleus; transcription regulator complex. Gene Ontology annotation, biological process: negative regulation of G1/S transition of mitotic cell cycle; cell differentiation; regulation of transcription by RNA polymerase II.
AGGAAGCCGCGUUCGCAAUUACGGCUACUAGAGCGUCCACGUAACCGUUGGCGGCGCAGGCGCGGUGGGGGCAGCCGGGCGGGCGGGCGCUUCGCGGUUUGAAUGGCUCCGGGCCGAAGUCGCCCGCUCGCCUAAAAAGCGGCCACCGCGGAGCUGAGCGCGAUGCCAGCAGGGGCCGACCAGCCACCUCUGCCGUCGGGGGCCUCCGAGGAGGAGGAGGAGGACGGUGCGGAAGAGGAAGUACCGGCGGAGGACUGCGGGGAGGAAGCUGGGGGAGAGCUCGGUGGGCCUGUCGGGCAGACGCCGGCGCCUCAGACGCGGCAGCGGUUUGACGAGCUCUGCGGCCGCCUUAACAUGGACGAGGAGGCACGGGCCGAGGCCUGGGAGAGCUACCGGAAUAUGAGCCAAAGCUACACGCUGGAGGGAAAUGAUCUACAUUGGUUAGCAUGUGCCUUAUAUGUGGCUUGCAGAAAAUCGGUUCCUACUGUAAGCAAAGGGACAGUUGAAGGGAACUAUGUCUCCUUAACCAGAAUCCUGCGAUGUUCAGAACAGAGUUUAAUUGAAUUUUUUAACAAGAUGAAGAAGUGGGAAGACAUGGCAAAUCUACCUUCACGAUUUAGGGAACGUACUGAAAGACUAGAGAGAAAUUUCACAGUGUCUGCUGUAAUUUUUAAGAAGUAUGAACCCAUCUUUCAGGACAUUUUUCGAUAUUCUCAAGAGGAGCCACCUCGUCAACAGAGAGGAAGAAAAUACCGGCGGCAACCAUGUACAGUCUCAGAAGUUUUCCAGUUUUGUUGGGUACUCUUUGUUUAUGCAAAAGGUAAUUUUCCCAUGAUCAGUGAUGAUUUGGUCAAUUCUUAUCACCUUUUGCUGUGUGCUUUGGAUCUAGUAUAUGGAAAUGCCCUUCAGUGUUCUAAUCGUAAAGAACUUCUAAAUCCUAAUUUUAAAGGCCUGCCUGAAGAUUUCCAUAGUAAAGAUUCCAAGCCUUCUUCUGACCCACCCUGUGUCAUUGAGCCACUUUGUGCCCUCCAUGAUGGUCUAGUUUUAGAGGCAAAGGGAAUAAAAGAACAUUUCUGGAAACCUUACAUUAGAAAGCUUUUUGAAAAGAAGCUUUUGAAAGGAAGAGAAGAAAACCUUACUGGAUUUCUGGAUCCAGGGAACUUUGGAGAUAGCAUCAAAGCCAUCAACAAGGCCUAUGAAGAGUAUGUUUUAUCUGUAGGAAAUUUAGAUGAGCGAAUUUUUCUUGGGGAGGAUGCAGAGGAGGAAAUUGGGACGCUCACAAGGUGUCUGAACACUGGCUCUGGUCUAGAGACAGCUGAAAGGGUACAGGUGAAGUACAGCCUGCAGCAGCACUUUGACAAGUCUAAAGCAUUUAGAAUUUCAACUCCACUUACUGGCCGCAGAUACAUUAAAGAGAACAACCCCUAUGUGACCCCUGUUUCCAUAGCUACUCACAGCUUGAGUCGUCUUCACACCAUGUUGGCAGGCCUCAAAAAUUCACCAAGUGAGAAAUUAGAACAAGUCCUAAGGGCAUGUACCAGAGAUCCAACACAAUCUAUUGCUAAUAGAUUGAAAGAAAUGUAUGAAAUAUAUUGUCAGCACUCCCAGGCAGAUGGUGAUUUUAACAGUUGUGCUAAAGAAAUUGCCAGCAAACAUUUUCGCUAUGCAGAAAUACUUUACUAUAAAGUAUUGGAAUCAGUUAUUGAUCAGGAACAGAAAAGACUGGGAGACAUUGAUUUAUCUGGCAUACUGGAACAAGAUGCUUUCCACAGAUCGCUCUUAGCCUGUUGUCUUGAGGUCAUCACUUUCUCUUACAAGCCUCCUGGGAAUUUCCCUUUUAUUGCAGAAAUCUUUGAUGUACCACUUUAUCAUUUUUAUAAGGUAAUAGAGGUAUUCAUUAGAGCAGAAGAUGGCCUCUGUAGGGAAGUGGUGAAGCAUCUCAAUCAUAUCGAAGAACAGAUCCUUGACCACAUGGCCUGGAAACCAGAGUCUCCACUUUGGGACAGAAUUAGAGAUAAUGAAAACAAAGUUCCUACCUGUGAAGAGGUUAUGCCACCUCAGAACCUGGAACGGGCAGACGGAAUUAGUGUGACUGGCUCCCCUUUGACCCCAAGAAGGGUUAAUGAAGUUCGUGCUGAAAGUGGAGGAUUGGGAAGAAGCCUGACAACAUCUCCUACCACAUUAUAUGACAGAUACAGUUCCCCAACAACCAGCACUACCCGGAGGAGGCUUUUUGUGGAGAAUGAUGGUCCUCCAGACAGUGGUGUACCUGUGCGGGUUUCCCCACAGUCCCUUGUCAAUCCAGUGCCACUGCAAAAUGUGACAGCGGAAUCUGUGUCUGUAACUCCAGUUCCUGGACAGACAUUGGUCACCAUGGCAACUGCCACUGUAACAGCCAACAAUGGGCAAACAGUGACAAUUCCAGUACAAGGUAUUGCCAACGAAAAUGGAGGGAUCACAUUCUUCCCAGUCCAGGUCAACGUUGGCAGUCAGACUCAAGCUAUGACUGGCUCCAUCCAGCCCCUCAGUGCCCAAGCCCUGACUGGGAACUUGAGCUCACAGCAGGUGACAGGAACGGCCUUGCAAGUUCCAGGUCAGAUAACCAAUCAACAGAUUUCCUCCACUGGACAACCACAGAGACAGAACCAACCUUUAACUAGCAUCAGACCGAGGAAAACAAGCUCCUUAUCACUCUUCUUUCGAAAGGUUUACCAUUUAGCAAGUGUUCGGCUUCGCGACCUCUGUGCCAAGCUAGAUAUUUCUGAUGAGUUAAGGAAAAAAAUAUGGACCUGUUUUGAAUUCUCUGUGGUUCAGUGUCCUGAGCUUAUGAUGGAUAGACAUCUUGACCAGCUAUUGAUGUGUGCUAUUUAUGUGAUGGCAAAGGUGACAAAAGAAGACAAAUCCUUCCAGAACAUAAUGCGUUGCUAUAGGACACAGCCACAGGCCCGGAGCCAGGUAUAUAGGAGUGUCUUAAUAAAGAGGAGGAGGAGAAGAAAUUCUGGUAGCAGUGAUAGUAGAAGCCACCAGAAUUCCCCUACGGAGGUGAACAAAGAAAGAACAAGCAGAGAUUCCAGCCCAGUCAUGAGGUCUAGUAGUACUUUGCCAGUUCCACAGCCCAAUAGUGCCCCACCAACUCCUACUCGUCUCACUGGUGCCAAUAGUGACAUUGAAGAGGAAGAGAGGGGAGAUCUCAUCCAGUUUUACAACAACAUCUAUGUAGAGCAAAUUCAGACAUUUGCCCGGAAAUAUUCUCAGGCAAACACAACUGAUGUUCCUCCACUUUCCCCUUACCCAUUUGUAAGAACAGGCUCCCCUCGACGAAUACAGUUAUCCCAGAAUCACCCUGUCUACAUUUCCCCCCAUAAGAAUGAAAUGAUGCUUUCUCCCCGGGAAAAGAUUUUCUACUAUUUCAGCAGUAGCCCUUCAAAGAGGCUGAAAGAGAUCAAUAGUAUGAUAAGAACUGGGGAAACACCAACCAAGAAGAGAGGCAUUCUUUUAGAAGAUGGAAGUGAAUCACCAGCUAAAAGGAUUUGCCCAGAAAAUCAUACUGCCUUACUACGCCGCCUACAAGAUGUAGCUAAUGACAGAGGGACCCAUUAAGGUUAGUCCCUUGUAUUGAUGAUGUAUUUUCAAAAACUACUGCAGCAGCAGCAGCAUUUAAGAUAUGCCAAAGUAUGGGGCUCUCUCCCUUAACCUAGUCCAGCCAAACCAAGUGAGAGAGAUUCUUAUCCCAGCAGACUGUAUAUCUCUCACACCUUGCUUAUAAAGUAUGUGCUCAGUCCAGCUGCCAUACCCAAGAAGCUUUCUAAUGUAUUUCCUCAAGUCUGCACAGCCACAGUCCCUAGAGAAAGGCUGCUUUGCUUCCUUAUUUUGAUUCUUUAGAAGAGAUUUUCAGGGAAGCUUUUAUGUAAACUUGUUCCUAUCUACAGCUUAUUCUUCUUAGGAGUAUUUUUAAUUAGUAUAUUUUAAUAAGUAGCUACUGCAUCAGGGAAGCUACAAUUUCAAACUCAUUCCUCCUUAUUCUGCCUCCCUCCAAAUAUGUACAUAGUUGAAAGUUUUAGGGUAAACUGUUGCAUGAAUAUAGGAUUUAUGCGACCCUAAGGGGAAAUUGACAGAAAGGAAAAAAAUACCAUUGGUAAACUAUCAAGGAUUACUUAAAGUAGUAUGUCUCCUAUUCCCUUAAGAACUCUAUGUGGUGGGCUUUUAAAAAUUCUUGGGCACUUUGCAGUGUGGACAGUGAUUAUUUUAUGUAUCUGUGCAAUGUGUGAAAGUGAAUUUGUAUAAGAUGUGGCACUUUAGGGCUGUAAAAAGCAUGAUUUUAUAACCCAGAUGAGUUAUUUUUUUGCUGUAUACUUGCAAUAGCACUUUCUACAAUGUGAACAUUAAGUACAGGACUUUCUCCAGGAUAAACAUUAAAAAUUCUUUUUAAUCUGACCUUUUGUAUUUAUUUAAAAAAAAAACAAAAAACAAGCAGUGUUUUUAAACUGUUAAGUUUGACAGUUGUGGGCGCUUGAAUUCCUUUAGCUUUUUUUAGGUAGGGGAGAGAACUUUGCUUGAUCUCAGAAAUUAGUUUAAAAUGUCCAAAAUCAAGUCGAGCUAUGAGGUUAAUUAGAAAAAUUAUGAUCUCUUGCCUUUGGAGGUAGCUAUCCCCCCCCAAAACAUGCAGCUGUUGAUUUGAAAUUUCUAAAUAGCUUCGGAUAUGCUGCCGCUAUACCUGAUAUCGUCAGGUGAAAAAAACUGGAUCGAGUUCAGAAUUUAGAUUUUCACUAGUUCAAACUUUUAGCGCUUACACAAAUUAAGGAAUAUUAAAUGCUAACAGCAGUUGAAUGAUAUACCUUUAUUAAUCAUUCCUGUUCAGUUUCAAAGUUUAUGAAUAAUCUAUUAUUAGGAAGAUAUAAUUCAGUUGUAAAUUGAAUUAGUAUAAAACAAGUUACUGGGUAACUUCAUACUGGUCUGAAAUAUGGAACUUAAACACUGUUCAAAUGGAAUAGUGUCUGUGAAAAUAUUUAUAAAAUUGUCAAGAUGCUACUGUAAUUUUGUAUGAAAAUAUUACAAGUGUAUUUUUCAAUAAAAGCAUUUAUAAAUUGA